CAAGGAGCGAAAAGAAGAAGAAGACGAUCUGGUCAUGUGAUUGUGAACUAGACAACAAACACACCCGGAACAGAGUUUUAUUGCCGCUGUUGGAGACAUGUCACAUUUUAUGAGCAGAUGUUGCGUUACUUGGAUCUAAAUACAUUUAAUUCUAUUUCAGCAGGCUGAAGGUUUGACGGAAGUCCACUACAAACCUUCACUUGAAGAAUCACCCGAGCAGUCAUAAUGGGCUCUGCAGUAGAGAGGACGGACGAACAUGUGAGAGAGUAUCUGAUCUACCGCGGUUUCACCAGCACUUUGAAACAACUGGACAACGACAUCAAAACCGACAAGGAGAAAGGCUUCAGGGUGGAUAAGAUUAUUGAUCAGCUCCAGCAGUUUGUCCAGAGCUAUGACUUCUUUGGUCUGAAGGAGUACUGGCUAUACUUGGACAGACGUCUUUUGUGCAGACUGGAAGACGUUUACAGAUCCACAGUCCUUAAACUGAGGACCAGCCUGUACAGAUACUACGUCAUCCACACCAUCCAGAAAGGAAACCUUGAGAAGACUCAGGAGUUUUUCCAGAAGCAGGCGUCGGAGCUGCAGAGUCAGGUGGAGUGGCGAGAUUGGUUCAUCCUGCCGUUUAUACCCGCCCCCGACCAGAACCCGGCCUUCUCUCCAUACUUCUCCCGCCAGUGGGCCGACACCUUCCUGGUUUCACUGCACAACUUCCUGUCCGUCCUCUUCCAGUGCAUGCCCCAGCCUGUUCUGCUGAGUUUUGAUGCUGAGGUUCAGAAGACAACGAGUCUGGCUGAGGAGAACGAACAGCUUUGCCAGUUGCUGUUUGCGCUGCAGAUGGAAAGCCGGGACCAGAGGGAGGUAGACGAGAUGGUCCACCACAAGCUGCCGAUAUACGUCCAGAACAUGGACCGACUUGGAGACACUGACCUGGAUUUGGUGCUGAGCCAGCGCCCUGUCAGCACUGCUACCACUCCUUCCAGAAACUUUUUCUCGACAUUCCUGCCGCAGGGCAGACGCACUCCGGGGAAACUGCCUCUGUUCACCACUGGGUCCUCACCGAACCAGGCUUCAGUGGGGAGGAAGGAUCCACCAAGCAAUCUGCCUGCAAAGUCAAAAGAGGGAUUCCAAGGCAAUGAGGUGAAGCCAGUUUCCAGCCAAGCAUCAACCAGUGAACCUAAGAGCUUCCAGUCGCAACAGUCAACAACCCAGCCUACAAACCAGCCAUCUCACCCGAGACACAAGAAAAUCCAAGAUCAUGAGAAAGAGAGGAAGGAGCUUUUUUCCAAACCAACAUCACAGAUCCCAGAGAAGAGAGGGGAGACAGGAGAGGUCGAGCUGCUUGCUGAGAGCUUUGACGAGCCUCCUGAGCCCUGCUCAUACAGCAGGAGCUGCAGUGGAGGAGCAGAUGGAGGAGGACUUUCAACAGAACAGCCUUUUAUCAAACUCAGCCAGGAGGAGUACGGAGAACACCACUCCUCCAUCAUGCACUGCAGGGUUGACUGUUCUGGUCGCCGGGUCGCCAGUUUGGACGUAGACGGAGUCAUCAAGGUGUGGUCCUUCAACCCCAUCAUGCAGACCAAAGCCACCAUCAUGUCCAAGUCUCCUCUGCUGUCUUUGGAGUGGGCCACCAAACCAGACCGACUGUUGUUACUAGGCAGCCGGGUUGGCACGGUGCGGCUGUAUGACACGGACGCCAAGAAGAACCUCUACGAGAUGAACAUCGACGAAACUCAUCCACGUAUCUUGUCGUUAGCCUGCAGUCCCAGCGGCUCGUCGUUUGUCUGCUCAGCUGCAGCUGUCAGUCGAUCUGGAAGUGUAGACUCAGCAGCUCAACUUCCCAUCCCGGUGUCGGGGCAGCUGCUGCUCUGGGACACAAAGACUGUCAAACAACAGCUCCAGUUUUCUUUAGAGCCUGAACCAGUAGCCAUUAACUGCACUGCCUUCAACCACAAUGGGAACCUGCUGGUGACCGGUGCUGCUGACGGGGUCAUCAGACUGUUUGAUAUGCAGCGGUAUGAGAGCGCUAUGAGCUGGAGAGCCCACGACGGAGAAGUUUACAGCGUGGAGUUCAGCUACGAUGAAAACACCGUCUUCAGCAUCGGAGAAGAUGGCAAGUUCAUCCAGUGGAACAUCCAUCGGUGUGGGGUGAAGCAGUCGGAGCAGGUUUUACCCCAGGAUGCCACUGGGCCCUUCAUCCUGUCAGGCUACAGUGGAUACAAACAGGUUCAGGUUCCUCGAGGUCGACUCUUUGCCUUCGACUCUGAAGGCCAACAUGUUCUGACCUGUUCCAGCAACGGAGGACUUAUAUACAGAUUGACCAAUGGAGAGCCCGCUCUGGAAAGCAUGCUGCCUCUGGGGGGGCACAAAGCGCCAGUGGUGACGGUGGAUUGGUGCUCGGCAGUGGACUGCGGCACCUGUCUGACCGCCUCCAUGGAUGGGAAGAUCAAGCUGAGCACACUCCUGGCACAGAACUCCUAACACACCUGAGGAGUCAGUGCUCAUGAAUUUAUAAUAAACUGAUAGAGUCCCGCUGAUGGAGAUUAUUCCAGAAACUUUUAUUAGAGUAUGUUAUUUGUUUAAUGACGUGAGACAAAACAGUAAAAACUCCCUAACCUGUUAGCAAAUUGUAUUAACAUAAAAUUCCAACUGAAAGUGCAAGCUGAGAACAUGUUUUUAUUUAAAGCAGAAUGAUUUUGUAUUACCUAAGCCUCUAGUGUGACAGUAAAGAGUUCUGACACCGG
This is a messenger RNA of Pungitius pungitius (ninespine stickleback), 2741 nucleotides long. RefSeq names its product WD repeat domain 91 (gene wdr91). The coding region runs from base 226 to 2478 and encodes 750 amino acids. Gene Ontology annotation, molecular function: phosphatidylinositol 3-kinase inhibitor activity; protein binding. The transcript has 18 exons. NCBI's taxonomy places the organism in Eukaryota, Metazoa, Chordata, Actinopteri, Perciformes, Gasterosteidae. Gene Ontology annotation, biological process: early endosome to late endosome transport; negative regulation of phosphatidylinositol 3-kinase/protein kinase B signal transduction. Gene Ontology annotation, cellular component: early endosome membrane; late endosome membrane; extrinsic component of endosome membrane. The record is from RefSeq and is a predicted model, not a curated record.